GAUCAAUUUGGAUGUUGAACGAAUAGGGAAAAGAUAUGGGAUUACAAGAAAAACACAGGUGAGGAUAGAAAAGAAACAGUAUAAAAAGAGGGUGUAUCACUGACAUUUCCAGCCAGAAGUCCUAACUGCAGUCUUCACCCAGUCCUACUCUCUCAGCUUCUUUUUCAGUACUAGCAGCAACAGCCAGCGAACGAACGAAAGAGCGAUGAAACUCCUCACCCUCAUCCCAUUCUUCCUCACCACUCUCACCUACGUCAUCGCCAUACCCCUCGCGUCUCCCCAAGAAAAUGCAGACUGCUCCGAGAACCACAACCACAUCCACUGUCUCCUUCGGCGUUUCCCAACGAACGAACCAGACUGCUCCGAACACCCGAUUCACUGUCUCCUCAAACGCGCUGCCACACAAGAGGAAGAAGAAGAAGAAGAGGAACCCGAUUGUUCCGAACAUCCGAUUCAUUGUCUUUUGAAGAGGGUUGCUACUGCUGCUGCUGCUGAGGAGCAGGACGAGCCGGAUUGUAGUGAAGCUCCAAUUCAUUGUCUCUUGAAGAAACGGAUCCCGCAGGAUUGUGCUGAUCACCCUAUUCAUUGUCUCGUCGAACGGGCUGCUCAACCAGACGCAGACUGUAGCGAGCAUCCGAUUCACUGUCUCUUGAAACGCGCUGUGCGGGGAGAAGGAGAACCCGAUUGUAACGAACAUCCGAUUCAUUGUUUGUUGAAGAGAGCUGCACAGGAGGAAGGGGAACCUGAUUGCUCUGAACAUCCGAUUCAUUGUCUUUUGAAGAAGGCUGCUGAACCGCAGGACGAGCCUGAUUGUAGUGAAGCCCCGAUUCACUGUUUACUUAAACGUGAGCUUUGAUUCGCGCAAGCUGCUGUGAUAUGUUGAGGGCAGAAUUGGUAAGCCCUGUUGUUUGCUAUUGUAAUUUGCAUAGAUUCUUGAAUAGCGCUAACUGACAUAUGUUAGUAGAACGUCUGUGCAAGAUUUGGGUUAAUUUGAUCUGGGAUGAAUAGUAUAUACGUAGCUUCUCGGAUGCGUCUAGAAUUGUUGGGUUCUGGAGUUGGUAUGCGUGAUCUUUGUAUUUAAUUAUCCUCGUGUUUCUUUUGUGUUUCGUAACUGAGGUUUCAAUGCUUCUUAAUGACGUGAAAAAGAAGACGAUGUUGACGAGGAUGUCGUCUAUAGCCAGUUAUCAUCGGAGCUCAAGCAUCAACCGUUCAUAGCCUAAAUGCAAAUACUUCCAUCCGACGACGGCACAGCUGGUACGUUCGUUCCGUUCGCUCGUAGUAUAUAUAUCCGUUAUGCUUGGCCAAUAGAGCGUAAUAGACUAGAAUAGAGCACGGCAGGCAACCUUUCAUGUGGCUGCAUGAACAUGUGACUGGCUAUGUGAGAAAACACAAAUGGAGGGAUAAAAAGGGAUAAAAGAGUAAGAUUCUAUGAAACAAAGUUUUCGAAACCGCCGAUUGCCGGGGAGGGUAAGAAGAGAUGUGUUAGAUUCGCGUUCUUAAGCCGUACUAGUGGGCGGCAGAAUCGGUAGAUGACGCUGGAGCACACAGCGAGGAAGAGCUUUAAGAAGCGAGAGGAGAGA
Messenger RNA from Fomitiporia mediterranea MF3/22, 1580 nucleotides. RefSeq lists its product as uncharacterized. NCBI's taxonomy places the organism in Eukaryota, Fungi, Basidiomycota, Agaricomycetes, Hymenochaetales, Hymenochaetaceae. Bases 206 to 856 code for a protein of 216 amino acids. The record is from RefSeq and is a predicted model, not a curated record. The transcript has 2 exons.